Trichechus manatus latirostris (Florida manatee) is the source of this 2087-nucleotide messenger RNA. It is a transcript of the gene ATP6AP1, whose product is annotated as ATPase H+ transporting accessory protein 1. The coding region runs from base 8 to 1408 and encodes 466 amino acids. The transcript has 10 exons. The record is from RefSeq and is a predicted model, not a curated record. NCBI's taxonomy places the organism in Eukaryota, Metazoa, Chordata, Mammalia, Sirenia, Trichechidae.
CGAGGAUAUGGCGGCGGCGGCGGCCCGGGUGCGGGCGGGGUCGCGGCGGGUCCCAGCGCUCUGGCGGAUGCGGUGGCUGCCACUGUUGCUGUCAGUGACGGCGGCGGCGGUGGCGGCGGAGCAGCAGGUGCCGCUGGUGCUGUGGUCGAGUGACCGGGAUCUGUGGGCACCGGCAGCCGACGCUCACGAGGGUCACAUCACCAGCGACAUGCAGCUGUCUACCUACUUGGACCCCGCCCUCGAGCUGGGCCCCCGGAAUGUGCUGCUAUUCCUGCAGGACAAGCUGAGCAUCGAGGAUUUCACCGCAUACGGUGGGGUGUUUGGCAACAAGCAGGACAGCGCCUUCUCGAACCUGGAGAAUGCCCUGGCCCUGGCCCCCUCCUCACUGGUGCUCCCUGCGGUUGACUGGUAUGCCGUCAGCACCCUGACCACCUACCUUCAGGAGAAACUUGGGGCCAGCCCCCUGCACGUGGACCUGGCCACACUCCGGGAGCUGAAGCUCAAUGCCAGCCUCCCGGCCUUGCUGCUCAUCCGGUUGCCCUACACAGCCAGCGCUGGCGUGAUGGCUCCCCGGGAAGUCCUCACAGGCAACGACGAGGUCAUUGGGCAGGUGCUGAGCACACUCAAGUCCGAGGAUGUCCCGUACACAGCGGCCCUCACGGCAGUCCGCCCUUCCAGGGUGGCCCGGGAUGCAGCCAUGGUGUCUGGGGGUCUAGGUCGGCAGCUGCUAGAAAAAGCGACAGAGGCAGAUGUGACUCACCCCCCUGUGAGCUACAAUGACACAGCCCCCCGGAUCCUGCUCUGGGCCCAGAACUUCUCUGUGACUUACAAUGGCCAGACGGAGGACCUGACCUCCCUCACUUUCGGGGCCCAGGAACUCAACCUGACUGGCUCGUUCUGGAACAGCUCUGCCGCCGGACUCGCGCUGACCUACGAGCAACUCUUCGGUACCAUGGUGACGUUCAAGUUCAUCUUCGCUAGCCACUUCUACCCAGUGUCUGCCUGGCACUGGUUUACCAUGGAGCGCCUCGAGAUCCACAGCAAUGGCUCUGUCGCCUACUUCAACGCCUCCCAGGUGACUGGGCCCAGCAUCUACUCCUUCCACUGUCAGUACGUCAGCAGCCUCACCAAGAAUGGCAAUCUCCUCGUGCCCCACACGCAGCCCUCUGCGUGGGACGUGACACUUCGGGACUUCCAGAUCCAGGCCUUCAAUGUGACGGGCGAGCAGUUCUCCUACGCCAGUGACUGUGCCGGCUUUUUCUCCCCGGGCAUCUGGAUGGGGCUGCUGACCUCCCUCUUAAUGCUCUUCAUCUUCACCUACGGCCUGCACAUGAUCCUCAGCCUCAAGACCAUGGACCGCUUCGACGACCACAAGGGCCCUGCUAUCUCUCUGACCCAAAUCGUGUGACCACCCCACGUUGCUGGGGGGCCGAGAGCCGUGGCUGUCACUUUUCCACCUCUGGUCACGCUGGACUGGAGGGCUGCUGGCCUGCCUCCCCUUUCCUCUCAUAGCAUGAACCCCAAGCUCCCUCACCCCGGCUUGCUUCCUCCUCUCUUCCACCCCGAGGGGCUUCCCUGGGGCUGCCCCCACCGCCGCCACCGUGUCUACCAACAAGAUGUACAUAUAUUUUGCGUAGAUAUUAGACAGAUCUCCGAGGCUCAGUCGUUGUGAGGGGGAGGGAACGUUAAUUCUAGGGACCCUUCCUCCCCCUUUCUCCUUAUUCCCGUCUCUCGAACAUCACCCCUUGCUGUUUACAUUGCUUUUGUGUAGCAAAUGCCCCCUCCCCAAGCUUUGUGGGGCUCCCUGCAGCAGCCCGGAGCUUGAUAGUCCCUGAGUUUGGGGGGUAUGGAAGUAGUAUUUAACUGCGUGUCCUACUUGGCUGUCCUUACUUGAUCCGUUUUUUGGUGAUGUCGAGCUAAAAAUAAGCAGUACAAUGGGGUUUGUUUCUGUGGUCUGAGAAGGAAGGAACCUCCAUGGCAGCUGGGUUGAGUGUGAUCACUGUGUUUCUGGCAUUUUCCCACCAGGAGUGCCUGGCAGGAGCCUGGGGGCACUUAGUUUGCUUACUAAUAAAAACGGGUCACCAUGA